Brassicogethes aeneus is the source of this 2677-nucleotide messenger RNA. The record is from the annotation of a GenBank genome assembly. Lineage: Eukaryota; Metazoa; Arthropoda; Insecta; Coleoptera; Nitidulidae.
AGCGUAAUUUGGCGGUAAGUUUGCGAAUGGUUUUUCAGUAAAUGUCUCAUUUUUGUUCGUUGCCUAAAAAGGUCAAAUUACAAAUUCACGUCGCCACUACUUAGAUUUUUCAACGGUAUGCUUUUGUAAGUGAAGUGAACAGAAGUAAGUUAUAAGCUCAUACCAGACACAAAUCAAAAUGUUAACUGAUAAACCAAUAGACCUAAUUUCUUCAAAUAAUUUAUUAAAAGAAAGUAUGUAUCUGGAUUUAUCCUCGUUAAGCAUACCGUUAAACAGAUACAAAAAAUUCGAAAAGAACGAUUUAAAUAGAAUAAACAAUAAUGAUCAAACAGACAAUAAGGAAAUGUACAACAAUAAUCAUACAGUUAACAUUCAAACGAGCCAUAUAAAAGUCCCAUUCAACACGUUGCCGCCGCCUCCGCACAAAAUCGUCAAUUACAACAACAACAAUAAUCGAAAAUCCAAAAACGACAGAAAAGACUACAAGGCCAAGGAGAACAAUGUCCGAGCCAACUCCCCUAGGGGCUACGACAGUGACGAGAGCUGUGCAUCUUGUUCAUCAUCAGCAGGCUCUCCAGCUGAACACAAAGGAGUAAAAUAUAAUUGCACAAGAAAUAAUGGGAUAUGUCGCCUAGGCGAUCAGACAAUAAUUUUUGGAAAGUAUAGUCAGAGUACGCCUAACGUGUACCAAUCGAGUGUAUACCAUACACAAAAUAAUGGAAAUUACGUCAAAAAUAGGUACUACAUAAACACGAGGCAGAAGCACGCCAGUCCCAGAAACGGUACAGACCUGAUGCUGAGAAGGGCGCACGGCUUGGUCGAGAGGUUCCGUUCGCGUUCCGAUUCGAUGCGGAUCGACCCGAGUCCGAUCGGCCUACUCACCGGCAGUCCCUGGGACACUCUGAAUCAGGCAAUCUGGGACGUCUACAGCACCAAGGCGCAGAAAGAGAGCACGUACGAGUUGAAGAUUAACUUGUGGCGACACAUAUUUUUGUUUAUAAGGAAGUGCUUGAACAGCUACGGUUUAUUUAUGGUGGGCUCCACUAUGUCAGGGUUUGGUCUGGACAGUAGCGACGUUGACAUGUGUUUGCUCACAAAACCUUUUACAAAUGAUCCUCGUUUGGACGCAUUGCACCAUUUAAACACCGUCAGGCAGUUGUUUGUAAGAUACGGAGUUGCGGUAGAAUCCGAACUGAUCUUGGCCAAAGUGCCAAUCCUAAAGUUCCGAGAAAAAGACAGCGGCUGCGAAGUCGAUCUUAACUGCAACAAUUCCGUCGGCAUCCGCAACACCCACCUGUUGUUCAGCUAUUCCAAGUUGGAUUGGAGAGUGCGGCCGUUAGUGGUGAUGGUGAAAAUAUGGGCGCAAAUCAACAACAUCAACGACGCCAAGAACAUGACCGUCUCCAGCUAUUCCUUCGCUUUGAUGGUCAUACACUUUUUACAAUGCGGCGUAACCCCUCCGGUCCUGCCUUGUCUUCACGGUCUGGUACCGGAUAAAUUCAACUCGGACUCGGAGCACCAAACGAUGGACGUGCAGGAGGAAAUACCCGCCAUCAAGGAUUUCCGCUCGGACAACACGAACUGCCUGGGCGAGCUGCUGCUCGGCUUCCUGCGCUACUACGCCUGCUUCGACUACAACCGCUGCGCGGUCUCGGUGCGCGCCGGCUGCCGCCUCCCCGUCGAGGAGUGCCGGUUCGCCAAGGCGCCCAAGAACGACCCCAACCAGUGGAAGCACCUCUGCAUCGAGGAGCCCUUCGACUUCACCAACACCGCGCGGUCCGUCUUCGACGCCGACAAGUUCAAGUUCAUCAGGGACGUCGUCGCGCAAUCUUAUCGCGAGCUCGAGCGCACCAAGAUGCUCGGCUCGAUCCUGCCGGUGCAACUGCAUCACCAAAGGUGAUCAUCGCCCUGCUCCGAUCGGUGCAGCUGUUUGUUGUACACCCCAAGUCCGGGUUCGUAUUUGUAAACAUUCCAUUGCCGCAGCGGUUACCCGAGCCGCGCUUCUGUUCAAAGUUAAAAUUUUUGACGUUUGAUGUUUGAAAUGUCAAAUGCCAACGGCCAAAAAAAUUGACUAUUUUUUUUUUUUGAAAAUACAGGGUGUUUCAUAAUAUAUAUGCGCAGGACUUCAGGAUGUGAUAACUCAUCCAAAAAGAUGAAAAAACUCGCUAAUAACUUACGCUCUAAAAUGCACAGUUUUCGAGAUACAGGGUGUUGAAAUUUUAGAAAAAAAUAAGCUAUGUUUUGUGCCAGAAGGGGUAGCGGGUGUUUUUCUCCUGAACUUCUACGCCCCUGAAAAAUGUACGGUUUUGAGAGGCCUAUUCGAACCGCCAAUGUUUUCUACACAAAAAAGGUACUCUUGGUCAUAAGCUCUAAAGUUGAACGUUUUCGAGAAAAAUCAACUUUUAUGUUUAAAAACAAGUAACAAAACCAAACCAUAAUUGCAAAAUAAAAAAUGAUUCAAAAGUUGUCUUUGCUAAAUUCUCCAAACCGUAAAGGUAAGGCAUUUCGAACAUUUCAGCAUUUGUGUAAAAAAAUCAUUUUUUAUUUUUUUUUUAAUUUUGCAAUUAUUGUUUGGGUUUUGUUACUUUUUCUAACGUUCAAAUAAAUUUUGUUUAAUUAGUAAUAAAAAAAUUUUAAAUUGACCAUGUUUUUAAACAUAAAAGUUGAUUUUUCUCGA